Molecule: messenger RNA, 2118 nt
Organism: Pyricularia pennisetigena
Lineage: Eukaryota; Fungi; Ascomycota; Sordariomycetes; Magnaporthales; Pyriculariaceae
Exons: 4
Coding region: 1-2118 (705 amino acids)
Biological process (GO): L-phenylalanine catabolic process
Cellular component (GO): cytoplasm
Molecular function (GO): ammonia-lyase activity
Source: RefSeq, a predicted model, not a curated record
AUGAAUCAUACCGAGAUAGUCCUCGACGAAUGGCGACAUCUUGAGGCUGUCGUCGACGAGAAAAACAGAAACCAUCCGAUUGUGUUGACAGGCUGCAACUUGAGUGUUGCUGACAUCUUGGCUGUGUCGAGAUACAACUCUCCUGUGGAGCUCAAUGCAUCGGCGCCUGCGCUGAUGAAGUACAGCCUGAAUCUGCUAGAAGACAAGCUCAGAAGCGGGGAAAUCAUUUAUGGUGUCAAUACUGGCUUUGGAGGGUCGGCAGAUGUGCGAACCCGCGAACUUGUCAAACUCCAGAGGGCCUUGAUUAGGGAGUUUCAUUACGGUGUGCUACCGCCAGGUGAACGAGACCAUGAACCACCUCCGCUGGACGCAUCUCUGGCAAGAUACCAGUACAACGAUGUCGGCAACGACUCUUUCCAUCUGCCGUGGACCUGGACCCGCGCCGCCAUUGUUAUACGCAUCAACUCUCUGAUUUCCGGAUGCUCGUCCGUCAGGCCCGUCAUGGUGGAGCGGAUGCGGGAUUUGUUGACGUACGAUAUAAUCCCCAUGAUCCCCAUGCGUGGCAGCAUCUCGGCCUCUGGUGAUCUCAGCCCUCUCUCAUACGUCUGCGGAGCCGUUCAGGGCAAGACGACCAUACGCAUCCGCUCCCGCGACGGGGCUUGUCGGUACGCCGACGAGGCCUUUGCCGAGUUCAACCUCGAGCCCAUUUCCCUGCAAGCCAAGGAGGGCCUCGCCAUGACAAACGGAACCGCCGUGUCAGCCGCCGUGGCUGCUCUGGCGGUUCACGACACUCAUGUCAUGGCCGUGGUGGCGCAGAUACUCACUGCAAUGACUGUUGAAGCCUUGAACGGGACAACGGAGAGCUUCCAUCCUUUCUUUUCCGAGGUUCGACCGCAUCCGGGUCAGGUCGAGGCGGCAAGAAACAUUCGGGGAUUCCUGACAGGUUCUUCGCUCACCCAACUCAACAAGGGAGAGAAUCACAACCUCCGUCAGGACAGAUACUCGAUCCGGACGGCACCGCAGUGGUUGGGUCCUAUUCUCGAGGAUCUGGUUCUGGCACAUCAGCAAAUCUCGAUCGAAUGCAACUCGGUGACCGACAACCCCCUGAGCACCGAAGGAGAGCUUAUCCACGGAGGAAACUUCCAGGCCAAGGCCGUCACUUCGGCCAUGGAGAAGGCGAGGCAGGGCGUCCAGGCGAUCGGCCGCAUGGCGUUUUCCCAGUGCACCGAGUUGAUCAACCCAGCCACCAACCGAGGUCUGCCUCCGAACCUGGUCGCCGAGGAUCCAAGCGUUUCUCUCAUCUUCAAGGGCGCGGACCUGCACAUUGCGUCGCUGGCUGCAGAACUCGGGUUCCUCGCGGCCCCUGUCAAUCACGUCCAGACCGCCGAGAUGGGCAACCAAUCUCUCAACUCCCUGGCCCUCAUAUCUGCCCGCUACACUCACACCGCCAACGAGGUGCUUGCGCAGCUGCUAGCCGUGCACCUCGUCACCGUCUGCCAGGCGCUGGACCUCCGGGCUAUGCACCACCAAUUCAUGGAGUACUUCCGGCACCCCUUCUACCGGCUCGUGGCCCAGCAUUACCCGGCAGCAGUGCACCCCAAGGAGGCGCUGGCCUCCAACGGCACGUCAAAGACGGGGGGACUGGCCAGCCAGCUCUGGGCCCAACUGCAGGUAGCCUUCGACUCCACGACCGGCCUGGACGCCGAGGAUCGCUUCGAAGCCAUCGCCAAGCUGCUGCGGCCCGUCCUGCUGGACCACACCACCAUCAGCAAGGACCCCAACUUCGUCGCCGUCCUCGAGGGCUUCAGCAAGACGCUCGCCCUCUCCCUGGACGAGACGUGGCGCGCGCACCGAGAUGCGUAUCUGUCCCACGGCAGCGCCGCCUCGCUCCUGGGCAUGGCGAGCAGGAGGGUGUACGUGUUCCUGCGCAAGUCGCUUCGUGUGCCGCUGCUGGCGACGUGGAACCUCGCCACGCCCCGGACGGAGGAGAUAGACACCGGCACGGGCGUGCACGGGAAACGGGCGCCGACGGUGGGGUCAUAUGUCGGCGUCGUCUACCGCUCCCUGAGGGAUGGGACCUUUGCCAAGCUUGCUAUGGAUAUCCUAGGAGAUGUCUAG